AUAAUAUUUAUGGUAAACAAUCAAUCAACUUAAUUAAUAAUGUUAUUAUUGGACAUUAAUUAACAGUUUAAAAUAAUAAAUAUUUAAAAUUUCUAUUUUGAACUUUUACGGCCUUGUGCCUAGUACUACUCUUUGGUAAAAUAAUUUAAUAUAUGAUAUUAUCAAUUCUGUAUAGUGAAUAUUAUAUUCAAUUUAAACUUUAAAAACUUAAAAUCAUGUAAAAACACACAGUGAAGAAUAUCGACUAUUGAAAUUGAAAAUCGAAAAUAUUACCAGUGUAUUGAUUCACUAUACAAAUGUAUUUUAUAAUCCCAGAAAACUGAUUUCUUUAAGACUUAAUUUGAAAAAAAAAUGUCCAAUAAAGAUGAUAUAGAUUAUGAUGUAGGUAGCUAUAGAUGUGAAGGCUCAGUAGAGCAUUUUAAAUUCAGAAUAUGUUUAGAAAUAUCUCGUACUUCAUUUCACCACAAAAAUACUGAAAUUGAAAAAAAGUAUACAAAAAGAAUAGAAAAAGUAUUUCAUUGGAUGGAAAAAACAUUAGAUGAACCUCAAGAUCAAAAUGAUUUAGAAGAAACGUCAUCAUCAAUUGAAGGAAAACUUUUAGAUAGCCAUUUGAUAACCAAAUUUAAUCAACAAUAUAAUGGUCGCACAAUUCUACAUGAUGUUAUGUGUCAUGAGAAUACACUCACUGAAUCAUUUAAGAAAAUGGGCUUAAUGAAAGAUCAUAAAAAAAAUGCAUAUUUUUUUACUAAAAACGUUAUUGAUAAUUCACCAUCUGACAUUUCAAAAUUGCAAAAUAGAUUACCAAAUUUCAAUCAAAUAAUGCAUGUUCUUCUUGAUCUUGGAAAUUAUGGUACAGAAAAUGAAGAAAAUAAUCUUGUGCUAGCAUCAUUGUAUUGGAAUCCAAAUAGCCAUAUUAUGACAAUAUUUCCUGAUUUUACUACUAGCAACUGUUCAGGAUAUAUACUUCCAAUCAGUACAGUGAAAGAUUCAUGUUUUGAAUACCGAUUUUGGAUAGAAAAUCUAUCAAACGAAUCCCUAGAAUUGAUAACUGAUACUGUUAAUUUUCAUUUACUCAAAUUGGAUAACUAUGAAUUUUAUAUACCAGAGACUGAUACCAUGGAAAUAUUUGGUGAAAUAACUUCUGCUAGUGGAUUUGAAUAUGACAAUAUAUUUAUUCGUUAUUUUAUUGAUCUUCCAUCUGGAUGGAAAUGUGCAAACACCAAUUCACUCAGUGGAACUACUCAUACGUGUCGACGAAAUAACAAUAUGACAUCUAUAUUUUCAUAUUUAUUCAAUGUUACUAUUAUAUUACCAAAAGAAAUUGAUCAGCCUAAAGAUCAACCUAUUAACUCCGCAUUUAUAACGUUUAUUAUAUAUUCAAUGGAUUCAUGGAACAAGGAACGAGUUGAAGGAUAUGCAUCAUGUCAAAUUCCAAAAUUCUCUACUCCAAUGUCUUAUAGAAACAAUAUUAAAUUAGAGGCGUGGUUACCAAAAUCUAGAAAUUGUGUUGAUAAUUUGCGUAGAUAUUUCAUUGGUGGAACAGUAAAGUUAGCUGAACCUAAUUAUAUAGGUGUUCCAACAAAUUUCAAUGAAAAGUUGUUAAGUAAAUUUGGAAUGGAAACUGAACAUAGAGGUAUACUGAAUAUUACACUGACUAAUCUAAUGCAGCGUUGUAAAAGCAUUGAAAAUACUAAUAAUAUUAAUACUAGUGACAUCGUAUCUUCUCAAGCAUUAGUAAAAAGUGUCAACAAUGUAAUGGCUAGUUUCAAAAGAGCACGACAGAGAAUGCUUUUAGCUUGCCAACCAAUAUUAAGUCCUUCACAUAAUUAAUAUGUUUUUAUAAAUUAAAUUAUUAAUAAUUAUAAAACACUCAAUUUCACACAUUUGUAUUCUAGUCAAUAUUUAUAUGUCAAGAAAUUAUUAUUUGAUUAAGAAAUUAUUUAUUCUUCUUUUAUACAACUCAAAUUAUAUUUUUGUAUUUAGAUUAAUAUAAUAAGUUUGUAGUAUCUGAAUUAUAGUAGCUUUAAGGACUUUUAAUUAUUAUCAACUAUCAACUAAUACGUUUAAUUACUAGACAGUAGACAUUAUUUAUUUUUGAAAAAAUAUGUAUACAUAUUAAUAACUUUUAUAUUAUA
Molecule: messenger RNA, 2135 nt
Organism: Aphis gossypii (cotton aphid)
Lineage: Eukaryota; Metazoa; Arthropoda; Insecta; Hemiptera; Aphididae
Gene: Mks1
Product: tectonic-like complex member MKS1
Exons: 8
Coding region: 352-1830 (492 amino acids)
Biological process (GO): cilium assembly
Cellular component (GO): MKS complex
Source: RefSeq, a predicted model, not a curated record